Spodoptera frugiperda (fall armyworm) is the source of this 1073-nucleotide messenger RNA. RefSeq lists its product as uncharacterized. The transcript has 4 exons. The record is from RefSeq and is a predicted model, not a curated record. NCBI's taxonomy places the organism in Eukaryota, Metazoa, Arthropoda, Insecta, Lepidoptera, Noctuidae. Bases 145 to 564 code for a protein of 139 amino acids.
UUUCCUGUUAAUUUUUUCUUAUCACACAUCAGGGAUAUAUAAGUCGGACGUUCAAUUUUUAAAUUCAUUAAAGAUUUUGAGCUUCAAGCAACCGACUGGCUACUGCAGUUUUCAAGAGACACCAGAGAAAUAUUGGAAUACAAGAUGAAGACCUUCAUCAUCAUCGCAUUGCUGUCAGCACUAGCAGCCUGCUGUAGUGCCAGUGUCCUCCCGAGCGAGAAGGAGAUGGCCGAAGGCAUCACUGUGGUGGAAAAUGCUGAUGAGGCAGAGCUCCAGAAAUUCCUGUCUACCCAUCCAGGACACCCGUUGGAAGAAACAGUAUUCGAGAGCCACUUCUCCGUGCCAGCGAUUCCGGGAAAAGUUGUAACACACCGAAUCGAGUACAUUGGCGGACCAGACACUGUGAUGACCCGCACUUUUAGAAGCAUGUUUCCACCAUUGCCAGCAGAAGUGACCACUGAAGGCUGGCUGACCAACCGUCUCGUCAUGACCUUGACGUCAGAAGUCGGUGGCAGUUUGGUUGGUAAUGUGCAGUUUUUUGGAUACAAGCAUUUUAGUAAAUAAUACCGUAUAUUAUGUACUAAUGUCAGUAAGUCAAGCUACCUCACUCUGUCAAUAAAAUUUUCAACUUUAUAUCCGAACAAGACAGUUGAUAAUCUAAUAAAAAGUUUGACACAAAGGAGUGGCUUGAUCUGCUGGCUAUUACACUAAUGACAGCAUGUCUGCUAUAAGCUAAUUUUGUCAUUAUAAUUAUGCACCCUUUCCUGCUCAUAUUUUCUAUAUCUAAGUAUCGAUAUUAUUUUGUAUUACUAUCGUGAUUAAUGAAAUCAUUUUGACCAUUUCUAGUAAAUUAUUUGUAAGUCUCGAUUAAUUUGAAGCCACACCGGCUUACAUCGAGGUUUACAUUUUCCUAAUAUUUACUUGAAAAAUUUUAUUGAUUCUAUAUUUUUUGAUUGUAUCUUAUAUUGUAAUUAUGUAUCAUUAAAAUAAUAUUAUAAUUUAUUAGUUGUUUUAUAAAAAUUGGUCAUUUGUAUAAUUUGUUUUGAUCAUAAUACAUUUCACUUGGCAUAUUA